Messenger RNA from Callorhinus ursinus (northern fur seal), 4953 nucleotides. NCBI's taxonomy places the organism in Eukaryota, Metazoa, Chordata, Mammalia, Carnivora, Otariidae. The record is from RefSeq and is a predicted model, not a curated record.
UGCGGCGGCAGAGGAUGGCCAUCUUAAGUGGCCGCUGAGAGUCAAGGGCCGCUUCCCCCGGGAAGGGGGCUUCGGAGCGGCCCAGGAGUUGAGGCCGGCGCUGCAGGCGGCGGCAGCGGCGGCGGUGCGGCGAACGAGUCGGCCUGCCCGGCGGAGCGCGGAGCCCCCGACCCCCGGCUCGGUCCGGUCCGUGGAUCCUCAGGCCCCGGCCCCGGGCCCGGCCCCAGCCUCGGCCCCGAGCGUCCCGGGGCGGAUGGCGCGGGGCGGUGGGCGCGGGCGGCGCUGAGCCCUGCGCGCGCUAUGGCCUCGGCGUGCGGGGCGCCGGGCCCGGGGGGUGCGGGGCCCGGGGGCGCGCUGGGCAGCCCGGCCCCCGCCUGGUACCACCGCGACCUGAGCCGCGCUGCCGCCGAGGAGCUGCUGGCCCGGGCAGGCCGCGAUGGCAGCUUCCUGGUCCGAGACAGCGAGAGCGUGGCGGGAGCCUUCGCGCUCUGCGUCCUGUAUCAGAAGCACGUGCAUACAUAUCGAAUUCUACCUGAUGGAGAAGACUUCCUGGCCGUGCAGACCUCGCAGGGCGUGCCCGUGCGCCGUUUCCAGACCCUGGGCGAGCUCAUCGGCCUGUACGCCCAGCCCAGCCAGGGCCUUGUGUGUGCCCUGCUGCUGCCUGUGGAGCGGGAGCGCGAGCCAGACCCCCCUGACGACCGUGAUGUCUCAGAUGGUGAGGAUGAGAAGCCCCCGCUGCCCCCGCGUUCUGGCUCCACCAGUGUUUCUGCCCCCGUGGGGCCCGGCAGCCUCCCAGCAGCCCCUGAGACUCCCACAAGUCCAGCUGCUGAGAGUGCUCCCAAUGGGCUGAGCACUGUCUCGCACGAGUACCUGAAGGGUAGCUACGGACUGGACCUGGAGGCUGUGCGAGGCGGAGCCAGCAACCUGCCCCACCUUACCCGCACCCUUGCCACCUCAUGCCGGAGGCUGCACAGUGAGGUGGACAAGGUCCUGUCGGGCCUGGAGAUCCUGUCCAAGGUGUUUGACCAGCAGAGCUCUCCCAUGGUGACCCGCCUUUUGCAGCAGCAGACUCCACCGCAGACUGGGGAGCAGGAGCUGGAGAGCCUGGUGCUGAAGCUGUCCGUGUUAAAGGACUUCCUGUCAGGCAUCCAGAAGAAGGCCCUGAAGGCCCUGCAGGACAUGAGCUCCACAGCCCCGCCAGCUCCGCUGCAGCCAUCCAUACGUAAGGCCAAGACCAUCCCCGUGCAGGCCUUUGAGGUGAAGCUGGAUGUGACUCUGGGCGACCUAACCAAGAUCGGGAAGUCGCAGAAGUUCACGCUGAGCGUGGAUGUGGAGGGCGGGCGGCUGGUGCUGCUGCGGAGACAGCGGGACUCGCAGGAGGACUGGACGACCUUCACACAUGACCGCAUCCGCCAGCUCAUUAAGUCCCAGCGUGUCCAGAACAAACUGGGUGUCGUGUUUGAGAAGGAGAAGGAUCGGACACAGCGCAAGGACUUCAUCUUUGUCAGUGCCCGGAAGCGGGAGGCCUUCUGCCAGCUACUGCAACUCAUGAAGAACAAGCACUCCAAGCAAGAUGAGCCCGACAUGAUCUCUGUCUUCAUAGGCACCUGGAACAUGGGAAGUGUGCCACCUCCGAAAAACGUGACAUCUUGGUUCACAUCGAAGGGUCUCGGGAAAACCCUGGAUGAGGUCACAGUGACCAUACCCCAUGACAUCUAUGUCUUUGGGACCCAGGAGAACUCAGUGGGCGACCGCGAGUGGCUGGACCUGCUACGCGGGGGCCUCAAGGAACUCACAGAUCUGGACUAUCGCCCGAUUGCCAUGCAGUCACUGUGGAACAUCAAGGUAGCUGUUCUGGUCAAGCCAGAGCAUGAGAACCGAAUCAGCCAUGUCAGUACAUCCAGCGUGAAGACUGGCAUCGCCAACACCCUGGGAAACAAGGGAGCUGUGGGAGUCUCCUUCAUGUUCAAUGGCACCUCAUUUGGCUUUGUGAAUUGCCACCUCACCUCAGGAAAUGAGAAAACCGCCCGGCGGAACCAGAACUACCUGGACAUCCUGCGGCUGCUCUCGCUGGGCGAUCGGCAGCUCAGUGCCUUUGACAUCUCUCUGCGUUUCACUCACCUCUUCUGGUUUGGGGACCUCAACUACCGCCUGGACAUGGAUAUCCAGGUGCAAACAGGGCUGCUGGGUGGCUGCGAGGGAAGCUGGGCUGGGGGCCAGUUGGGCUCCCACCUCUGGCUCUGGCUCAACAGGGAGUGGCCAGCCCUUGUGUCUUCACUGCAGGAGAUCCUGAACUACAUCAGCAGGAAGGAGUUUGAGCCCCUGCUCAGGGUGGACCAGCUUAAUUUGGAACGCGAGAAGCACAAGGUCUUCCUUCGGUUCAGUGAGGAAGAGAUCUCCUUCCCGCCCACUUACCGCUACGAGCGGGGCUCCCGGGACACGUAUGCCUGGCAUAAGCAGAAGCCAACUGGGGUCCGGACCAAUGUGCCUUCGUGGUGUGACCGGAUUCUUUGGAAGUCCUACCCUGAGACCCACAUCAUCUGCAAUUCCUAUGGUUGCACGGAUGACAUCGUCACCAGCGACCACUCCCCCGUGUUUGGGACAUUUGAGGUUGGAGUAACCUCUCAGUUCAUCUCCAAGAAAGGGCUCUCAAAGACUUCGGACCAGGCCUACAUUGAGUUUGAGAGCAUCGAGGCCAUUGUGAAGACAGCCAGCCGCACCAAGUUCUUCAUUGAGUUCUAUUCCACCUGCCUGGAAGAGUACAAGAAGAGCUUCGAAAAUGAUGCCCAGAGCAGUGACAACAUCAACUUCCUCAAGGUGCAGUGGUCUUCACGCCAGCUACCCACGCUCAAGCCAAUUCUGGCUGAUAUCGAGUACCUUCAGGACCAGCACCUCCUGCUCACGGUCAAGUCCAUGGAUGGCUACGAAUCCUAUGGGGAGUGUGUGGUGGCACUCAAGUCCAUGAUUGGCAGCACGGCCCAGCAGUUCCUGACCUUCCUGUCCCACCGCGGCGAGGAGACAGGCAACAUCCGUGGUUCCAUGAAGGUGCGGGUGCCCACAGAGCGCCUGGGCACCCGUGAGCGACUCUACGAGUGGAUCAGCAUUGAUAAGGAUGAGGCAGGAGCAAAGAGCAAAGUCCCUUCUGUGUCUCGAGGCAGCCAGGAUCCCAGGUCAGGGAACCGCAAACCAGCCCCUGCAGAGGCCUCCUACCCACUGUCCAAGUUAUUCGAAGAACCAGAAAAACCACCACCAACUGGGAGGCCCCCAGCCCCACCUCGAUCUGCCCCCCGGGAGGAGCCCUUGACCUCCAGGUUGAAGGCAGAGGGGGCUCCAGAGCCGGAAGGGGUGGCAGCCCCCCCACCCAAGAACAGCUUCAAUAACCCUGCCUACUACGUCCUUGAAGGGGUCCCCCACCAGCUGCUGCCCCCGGAGCCACCCUCGCCUGCCAGGGCCCCUGUCCCGCCGGCCACCAAGAACAAAGUGGCCAUCACAGUGCCUGCUCCACAGCUUGGGCGCCACCGGCCCCCCCGUGUGGGAGAGGGGAGCUCAUCAGAUGAGGAGUCUGGGGGCACACUGCCCCCUCCAGACUUUCCACCCCCACCACUGCCAGACUCGGCCAUUUUCCUGCCCCCCAGCCUGGAUCCUCUGCCAGGGCCAGUGGUCCGGGGCCGCAGCGGGGGUGAGGCCCGUGGCCCACCACCUCCCAAGGCCCAUCCAAGACCCCCGCUGCCCCCAGGCCCCUCACCUACCAGCACUUUCCUGGGGGAGGUAGCCAGUGGGGACGACCGCUCCUGCUCCGUGCUGCAGAUGGCCAAGACGCUGAGUGAGGUGGACUAUGCCCCUGCUGGGCCUGGCCGCUCGGUACUUCUGCCAGGCCCCCUGGAGCUGCAGCCGCCCCGGGGACUGCCCUCGGACUAUGGCCGGCCUCUCAGCUUCCCUCCGCCUCGCAUCCGAGAGAGCAUCCAGGAGGACCUGGCAGAGGAGGCUCCGUGCCCGCAGGGCGGGCGGGCCAGCGGGCUGGGCGAGGCGGGCAUGGGCGCCUGGCUGCGGGCCAUCGGUUUGGAGCGCUAUGAGGAGGGCCUGGUGCACAAUGGCUGGGACGACCUGGAGUUUCUCAGCGACAUCACCGAGGAGGACCUGGAGGAGGCUGGGGUGCAGGACCCGGCUCACAAGCGCCUCCUUUUGGACACCCUGCAGCUCAGCAAGUGAUAGCGGUGGCACUGCGAAGCUGCGAACUCGGCACCCCUACCCCUCCACUAAGGCCCAGCCAUAGCUCCGAAGUUGAAAAGUUAUGAGGGGUGGGGCAGUACCUCUCUGGCUAUUUAUUGGGGAUCUGCGUUCCCCACUGCCCAAUCGUUUGGAAUGCCCUAAUUAGGACAUCCUGCCCCUCACCUGCCCCAGGGCUUCAGAGGUCAGUUGCCGUGAUUACCAAGGACUUCGGUUGUUCUGGUGCUGACCUCCUUUUCUGGAACCCUACUCCCAGCCCCAGGGGUGCCCGUAGGGUCGUCCAUUUGGCUACGCCUGGGUCCCCACUUUAACCGCUGUUUCUGCUGCCUUCCACCUGGCCUGAACCACAGGGGGAGGGGCUCAGCUAGGACCUCUCCCAGCCCCCACUAUGGGGGUGUCCGUCCGGAAAUGAAGGAAUAGCCCAAGGACCGGGCUGGGGUUUAUUUAAGGCUUUCUGCGUGGGUUUAGGGAGGGCGGGCACUUUUAAUGUUAUUGGGGCUGGUGGGGGUGGGGAGAAGGAUCUGGGCCAUAAAGUGCUAGUUUGCUUAGUUCUCACUGUCACCUGGUCUAUACCACCUUGGGUUGCGGAUGUGGGGCUGCAGUGGGUACCUUGCUGGUUGCAAGCGGGUCGGGUUCUUGCAGGCAGCCUAUCCCCAUCCUGGGUACUCAGAAGGGUUGCCAGCGUGAUGUCUUCAAUAAAUUAAGUUUUAUUUGGAUUGAGCAAAA